Molecule: messenger RNA, 1911 nt
Organism: Truncatella angustata
Lineage: Eukaryota; Fungi; Ascomycota; Sordariomycetes; Amphisphaeriales; Sporocadaceae
Product: putative methyltransferase-domain-containing protein
Exons: 1
Coding region: 387-1700 (437 amino acids)
Source: RefSeq, a predicted model, not a curated record
CAUGGCACGGCAUCAGAAAUCUGUAGACCCCACGGAGCGCGUACACUUCAUCCAGAGGACUUUUGACCAUGCUUAGAUGUUUAUGAGAUAACGCACUCGAGUAAAUCACGGUUGAGAGCGUGUGAGAUCUGAUCUUCUUGCAAAAUCCGCCAAAAUGGAAUAGUGGGGUGGACCAAUCAAUCCGUCACCCAAUCUGUCGGUACAACACCAAUACCUUGCACCUUGCUUGGACUCACGGAGGUCGUUGACCAGAUUCUCGAAUCAGUACUUCAAGUUCCUUCUGGGAUCUUCCUGUGAGAGACGCCAUUGAGAUCCCAAGACUCUAAACACAAGUCAUCACAGCAUUUUGUCGCGCGAUUCUUGGGCUGAAGUGCGCAAAAUUAACCAUGCAUUACAUACGCCUCGUACGACCAGCAGCCGUCAACAACUCGAAUAUAUAUGCGCCAAUUUUGUCGCUAAAAAUCUCAAUCACCUCGGAUCUGGGGGACACGUAUCUCGCGCCAGCUGAGCCAGCCGCGCUCUGUUUCAUGAGCAAGAGCAGUAAUAUUCAUCACGACAAACCGCUGAAGCCUGUCGCUGGUCCUACCACCAAUGGAGCCGAAGCCAUUUGGACGGCUGGCAUGCGUGUUCUCAAGGUAGAUUUACACCUGGAUAGGAGCAUGCUCCGUGACCGCAUCCACGUUGUCAUCGAUUGCGCCCGUUCUGGGAAGAUUGAGCCGUCAGCGAGCGACCUGGAUUUAUCACUGCCAUGGCAUGCAGCCGAGACCACCCGCGGCCUGGUGGUGCCUCUGAUGAUCGAAGUAGACAACGGUGAAUGCUCGGACGUCGCUAUGCGACCGCUCCUGGUCGAUCUUACUCCCAUGGCCAGCCCUGAGGACUUCUUGAUCAGAGAGUGGAACGUCGAAGAAGAGAUUGGCGAGAGUAUUGCUCGUCACAUCUGGGAUGCCGGGUUUCUGACUACGGCACUUUUGGCCGAUGCUUGCAAACAGAAGAGUGAAGGGUACCAAAUUAGCUCCUACCUACCCAUACAGAGCCCAGAAGUAAACAUCCUCGAAUUGGGAAGCGGUGUCGGUAUCCUCGGCAUUGGCAUCGCCAUAAUCCUUCACAGAGCAGCUAGUGCCCAGAAUGUCAACCUCCGCCAGGGCACUGUGCUCCUCACAGAUUUAGAUGAAGCAGAAGAGCGCGCAAGGGCCAAUAUUGAGCGGGCACACGAAGGCCGAAUACCGUCCGAGCCUAUGGCAAACAUUCUCUACGAGAAUCUGGAUUGGGAGGACGCCGCAAAGGGUGAAUUUGGCCCGCUUGUGUCCUCGCGCUUUUGGGACUACGUUGUCCUAUCUGACUGCACAUAUAACGUCGACUCUUUCCCUUGGCUGGUGGGUACUCUAUCAUCUCUGCACAAACAUAACAUGAGCCUUGCUCCGAUCGGUCAACAAGCCGCAACGAGAUCAAAGGUAAUCUUGUCAACGAAACCACGACAUGACUCCGAGACGGCGCUUUUUGGUUUAUUGAGGGAAGCAGGAUGGCAACAUCGUCUUCUGAUAUCGGUUCCCUUGCUCACACUUGGGGAUGACAAGGAAUUUGUCGAAAUCUACUCGCUCGAGAAAGGUCCCGGAGUCGAUGAGAGCAACAUGUCGACGAAACGAAAAAGUGACGAGGAGUCUGGACAGCCUGCCAAAAGAAGCGUUCCACAAAAGUAUUAGUAUGAUAUGGAAUUUUUUAAAAAUCCAUUCUUAGCAGUAGGGAACGGCAUUUUAUUAAUCUUUUCACUGUCAACUUUUCGGUACCGCCAACAUGUGUUGUUCUUCGUAAUUACUUGGUCACCCCCAUGUGAACCUCAGUAUCGUGUUCAGAGAUGAAAGCCCUGGUCUACAAAUGUUUCUUUGCCAUAUCAUUUGUUGUCGAGGCUACGAC